UGCCCCCCCGGCCCGGCCCGGCCCGGCCCCCUGUCCCCGGCCAAGGGCACGCAGACUGACGGGGGCAGGCGGACCGACAGAGACCGAUCCCGAUCCGGAUCCGGCCCAGUCCCCACCAGCACCAUGCGAGGCCUCCUGGUCUGCCUCCGCCCCUUCACCACCUCGGCCCGGCACCGCCUCAAGAACCGCGUGCCCGAGUACCAGAAGCUCUUCCAGGAGGACAGCGAGGUGCCCGUGCACCUGAAGGGGGGCCUCCGCGACACCCUGCUCUACCACCUCACCAUGGCCAUCGGCACCAUCGGCUGCUGCUUGGCCAUCGUGUACCUGGGCCAAGCCUCCUUCCCCCACAAGAAGCAGUGAGGAGCUGUGGGGGGCCGGGGGGGCCGGGGCCCGGGUCACAGACCCCCCCCGCCCCCCCCCGAGAUAUAAAUAAAGUGCCUUGAAGAA
Molecule: messenger RNA, 447 nt
Organism: Alligator mississippiensis (American alligator)
Lineage: Eukaryota; Metazoa; Chordata; Crocodylia; Alligatoridae
Product: cytochrome c oxidase subunit 7A1, mitochondrial
Exons: 4
Coding region: 124-360 (78 amino acids)
Biological process (GO): mitochondrial respirasome assembly; mitochondrial electron transport, cytochrome c to oxygen; regulation of oxidative phosphorylation
Source: RefSeq, a predicted model, not a curated record